AUGCAAAAAUCUCCGAAGACAAGUCCAAAAGUUCCUGCUAAAGUUGGUGCACCGUGCACCAAUAAAUGUCGUGAGCCAUUAUUUUGCAGAAACGGUGAAUGUCAGUGUGUUCAACGAGGAACAACACGCAUAAGCAAUGGAGAAUGUGUCACAAGCUCCAGAGUUGGUGAUCGUUGUUCAAGGCAUUAUGACUGCACGUCACCAUUCUCUGCGUGUUUAAACUCACAAUGUGUUUGCAUCUCUGGCACAAUCCAGCAGGGUUCUCGCUGCGUAGCAGCGGCAAACUGUCCGCUUGGUGGACUUCCAGGACAGCGAUGUGUCAUCAAAACUGAGCCAGCUCUGGCAUUCAAUCUGCCUUCCGAUCAAGAUGAUUGUCCAGCAGGACAGUAUUGUGUAGCCGCUGCCGAUUCACCAGUUGGGCAUUGUUGUCCGGUUGUAUGCCCAUUAGCAACACAUGUGGACACCCAGUACACAUGCGAUCCAAAUGCUACGCAACCUCUAAAGUGUCCGAGUGACACUCAUUUUUGCCACUAUCUUUCAGAUGGUCUCGUCUCUCAAGCUGUUUGUUGUCGCCGACCGUGCAAUGCAUUAGCUCCAAAUGCUCUGUAUGCCAAUAAUCAGUGCAUUCCACGCGGUCAGCUCAAUUCAGCUUGUACAACAAACGCUCAGUGUGGUGGAGGUGAAGGAAUGGAAUGUGUUAAGGGUCAGUGUCAGUGCCUAUCUGGUUUCCAUCCUUCUGUCGAUUCGCUCACACAUCCUGCAAAAAAUCCGUCACAAUCUUGCUCAAGAGAUUGCGAAUCGGAAGCGUUGAGCAAGGAUACGAGCUGUAUGAAGCCUGGCGGUCUCGGAAGUCUUUGUUUCGUACAAAAGCAAUGCCCACAAAAUUCUGGAUGCUAUCGUGGACGAUGCAUGUGCCGAUGUGGAUAUGAGCAAAAGGGUGACAAAUGUGUAGCGCUGCCACCUCCACCCACCACUACUCCUCAACCCAACAUUGCGAUCAUCCCCGGAGUUGCUGUGCCGCGAAGUAACGAUUUAUUCAAGCUUUUCGGACAGAUAUUCGAAUCUGGUGGAAUGCAAAAUCAAUAA
Cylicocyclus nassatus is the source of this 1086-nucleotide messenger RNA. The record is from the annotation of a GenBank genome assembly. Lineage: Eukaryota; Metazoa; Nematoda; Chromadorea; Rhabditida; Strongylidae.